This is a messenger RNA of Miscanthus lutarioriparius, 1209 nucleotides long. Lineage: Eukaryota; Viridiplantae; Streptophyta; Magnoliopsida; Poales; Poaceae. The record is from the annotation of a GenBank genome assembly.
AUGGGCACCAUCGAUGACACCGCCGGGUUCCCGGUGACGAGGACGAGCAGGUCGCUGGUGCCGCCGUCGUCGGCGACGCCGCUGGAGACGCUGCGCCUGUCGGUGAUCGACCGCGUGGCGGGGCUGCGCCACCUGGUGCGGUCCCUGCACGUGUUCGCCGGCGAGAACAAGGCGGCGGCAGCGAAGCCGACAACGCCGGCGAAGGCGCUGCGGGAGGCGCUGGGGAAGGCGCUGGUGGACUACUACCCGUUCGCGGGGCGGUUCGUGGAGGCGGAGGACGGGGAGGUCCGGGUGGCGUGCACCGGCGAGGGCGCCUGGUUCGUGGAGGCCGCCGCGGCGUGCUCCCUGGAGGAGGUCCGUCACCUGGACCACCCCAUGCUCAUCCCCAAGGAGGAGCUGCUGCCGGAGCCCGCGCCCGACGUCAACCCGCUCGACAUGCCGCUAAUGAUGCAGGUGACGGAGUUCACGUGCGGCGGCUUCGUGGUGGGUCUCAUCUCCGUGCACACCAUCGCCGACGGCCUGGGCGCCGGGCAGUUCAUCAACGCGGUGGCGGACUACGCCCGCGGCGCCGUCACCAACAAACCCCGCAUCACCCCCAUCUGGGCGCGCGACGUGAUCCCGGACCCGCCGAAGAUGCCGGCGCCGCCGCCGCGCCUGGACCUGCUCGGCCUGGUGUACUUCACGACGGACCUGAGCCCGGACCACAUCGCCAAGGUCAAGUCGCGGUACCUGGAGGCCACGGGGCAGCGCUGCUCGGCGUUCGACGUGUGCGUGGCGCGCACCUGGCAGGCCCGCGUCCGCGCGCUCGCGAUCCCUGACCCUGCCGCGCCGGCGACGCGGCCCAGCGGCGAGGUGGCGGCGGCCGACGUGGUGGAGGUGGUGCGCGCCGUCCGGGACGCCAAGGCCAGGCUCGCCGCCGACUUCGCGCGGUGGGCGGCGGCGGGCGGGUUUGAUCAGGACCCCUACGAGCUCACCUUCACCUACGACUCCCUCUUCGUCUCCGACUGGACAAGGCUCGGGUUCCUCGAGGCCGACUAUGGCUGGGGCACGCCGACACACGUCGUGCCGUUCUCCUACCACCCGUUCAUGGCCGUCGCCGUCAUCGGGGCGCCGCCCGCGCCCAAGCCCGGCGCGCGCAUCAUGACCAUGUGCGUCCAGGAGCAGCACCUGCCCGAGUUCCAGGAGCAGAUGAACCAGCCGUCCUCGUGA